Molecule: messenger RNA, 4110 nt
Organism: Leguminivora glycinivorella
Lineage: Eukaryota; Metazoa; Arthropoda; Insecta; Lepidoptera; Tortricidae
Gene: Tnks
Product: poly [ADP-ribose] polymerase tankyrase
Cellular component (GO): nucleus; cytoplasm
Molecular function (GO): NAD+ poly-ADP-ribosyltransferase activity; protein binding
Source: RefSeq, a predicted model, not a curated record
CUUGGCAGCUGUAGUGAAAUACGUGUUUUUAUUCGAUAAAUUAGCGAAAAUGGCAGUGUAAAACGACUGUGAAUGCAUAACUAAAUGUGCAACGUGUAAUCAUAAUGUCGAGCCGUCGUUCAAUCCUCGGUUCGACACUGGACGCUCUACCCGCGCCCACGGAUCCACUUCGCGAAUUGUUUGAAGCUUGCAAAACUGGUGAUGCUGCGCGAGUAAAAAAGUUAAUUACUCCUCAAACGGUGAAUGCCAGGGACACAGCUGGUAGAAAAUCUACUCCGCUACACUUCGCUGCAGGGUAUGGACGCCGAGAAGUGGUAGAGCUCCUGAUAGGCGCGGGAGCAGCGCUACAAGCCCGAGACGACGGCGGGCUCCAACCAUUACACAAUGCAUGCUCCUUCGGUCACGCUGAUGUUGUCCGGGCGCUGCUGAGUGCAGGUGCUGCGCCGGCAGCCAGAGAUAAUUGGGGGUAUACUCCGCUGCACGAGGCUGCUGCGAAGGGGAAGGUUGAUGUUUGUAUUGCACUUCUUCAACAUGGCGCGGACCCAAACAUCAGAAACACAGAAGGAAAGACCCCGUUAGAUCUAGCAGAUUCUGCCACCAGACCUGUUCUUACUGGUGAAUACUGCGCAGCGGAAGUUCUGGAAGCAGCACGUUCAGGUGCCGACGAGCGUCUAGCAGCUCUCCUGACACCACUUAACGUGAAUGUUCACGCUGGAGAUGGCCGCCGAUCCACACCUUUACACUUAGCUGCUGGGUAUAACCGAGCUCGGGCGGUGAGGUUGUUACUACAGAGAGGAGCGGACACACAUGCGAAAGACAAGGGUGGCUUGGUGCCUCUUCACAAUGCCUGCUCUUACGGGCACUACGAAGUGACAGAGCUAUUAGUUCGAGCUGGUGCUGACGUUAACGCUACAGAUCUCUGGGCUUUCACGCCGCUACAUGAGGCGGCUAGCAAGGCCCGGUUAGAGGUGUGCUCGCUCCUGCUAAGCGAAGGCGCAGACCCUACUUUACUGAACUGCCACGGCAAGUCCGCUUUAGAUGUAGCACCCACCAGGGAAUUGCAGGAGAGGCUAGCAUUUGAAUACAGAGGGCACUGCUUGCUAGAAGCAUGUCGUUUAGCGGAGCCAGCCAGAGUAAAAAAACAGCUAUCAUCACUCAACAAUCAACCUAUAAAUCCAGAGUCUUCCUCAUCAAGCCCAGCGCCGUCUACAUCCACUCCUUGCACAGUGGAAGCGUUGGCCAACUUCCAGCACCUCGCCUCCGGUGAUCGGCCUCUCCACGCCGCGGCCGGCAGCGUCUACCCCAAGAGAAAACAGGUGAUGGAGAUGUUAAUAAGAAAGGGCGCCAGAGUUAACGAGAAAAAUAAAGAAGGACAGACCCCUCUACACAUAGCUACAGAGCAUUCUCAUUUAGACGCUAUGGACCUUUUGCUACGGCACGGUGCGAAAGUGAACGCGAUGGACGGGCGAGGCAUGAGUGCGCUGUCUUUAGCAGCGCGUGCGGACGCGGCGGCGGCCUGCCGGUUACUGCUGGCUUGCGGAGCUCACGCUCAGAACCCAGACCCUGCACCCAUGGACGCCUGCGCAAACGCGGCGGCCCUACGUCUUCUAGAAGCAGCUAGAACGGGCGACGUGGAAGCGGCGCGAGCGGCGUUAGACGCGCGACCGAGACUCGUCAACUGCAGGGACGUAGACGGCCGGCAUUCCACACCGCUACACUUCGCAGCCGGGUACAACAGAUUACCACUUGCUCAACUAUUACUACAAAGAGGCGCCGAUGUCCACGCAAAAGACAAAGGCGGCCUAGUUCCCCUCCACAACGCGUGUUCGUACGGGCACUACGAAGUGACGGAGCUGCUGGUGUCGUGCGGCGCCGGCGUCAACGCGGCCGACCUGUGGCGGUUCACGCCCCUGCACGAGGCCGCGGCGAAGGGCAAGGCGGAUAUCGUGCGGCUACUGCUCAAGCACGGCGCGGACCCGAGCCGACGGAACCGAGACGGCCUGACGCCCCUGCAGCUCGUGCGCAGCGGGGACGCCGACACGGCCGACGCGCUGCGCGGCGACGCGGCGCUACUCGACGCGGCCAAGCGAGGCGAGCUGGCGAGAGCUAGGAAACUAAUAACGCCGCAGAACGUGAAUUGUAGAGACGCUCAUGGAAGGAAUUCCACACCGCUACACCUUGCCAGCUGGUACAACAAUCUAGAAGUCGCCGAGGCCCUCCUGGAGGCCGGAGCGGCGGUCUCAGCGCGCGACAAAGGAGGCCUAGUGCCGCUCCACAACGCCGCGUCAUACGGACACUUGGAGUUGGCGGCGUUGUUACUGAGGGCCGGUACGCCGCCUAACGCCGCCGACAGAUGGGGCUUCACGCCGCUGCAUGAGGCCGCGCAUAAGGCACGGACCCAGCUGUGUGCGUUAUUGCUCGCCCACGGCGCCGACCCGUACCUCAAAAACCAAGAAGGCCAAACGGCACUAGAUCUAGCCGGCGCCGAAGAUGUCCGCUCCCUCCUACAAGACGCGAUGACGUCAGCAACUCGCGCGCCGCCCGCCGCGCCCCCCGCCGCGCCGCUUCCGCCCCCGCAGUUACCCGUGCUGCUACCUAGCGGGGACACUGUGCCGCUACCGCUGCCUGUGGUGCCAAGCAACUACUGGGCGGAGGGCUCCCGGGGCAGUUUAGAAGACGCAGCAGGCCGGCCUGCGUCAGCUCUGUCCACGUCAGAAUCUUUACAAACGUUCCUCUCAAGUAUCGGUCUAGAGCAGCUGGCGCCAGUUUUAGAACGCGAGCAAAUCACAGUAGACAUACUAUCAGAGAUGUGUCACGAGGAUCUCAGGGCCGUGGGCGUGGCAGCGUACGGACACAGGCAUAGACUGCUCAAAGCCGCGAGGCAGUCUGCCCAGGCAGCGUCAGAAUGGUACGGCGGCACAACACUAGUCGACGUGACGCCAACGUCUAGCGACGAGUGCGGCGAGAGCGAGCAUGCGAUAGUCGAGAGAGAGAUGCAAGCUUCCGUACGGGAGCACAGAGACCAGGCGGGAGGGAACUACACGCACUAUAAUGUAGUCAGGAUACAAAAGAUAGUGAACGGGCGCCUAUGGGAGCGCUACCAGCACCGACGGCGCGAGGUGUCCGCUGAAGCAGGCGGCGCCAAUGAGCGCAUGCUGUUCCACGGCUCGCCCUUCAUUAACGCCAUCGUGCAGAAAGGCUUCGACGAGAGACACGCGUACAUCGGUGGCAUGUUCGGAGCGGGCAUAUACUUCGCGGAGCAUUCCUCUAAAAGCAACCAGUAUGUUUACGGUUUCGGAGGCGGCUCGGGGUGUCCCGCGCACAAGGACCGCAGCUGUUACUUGUGUCACAGACAACUCCUCCUCUGCCGCGUAACACUAGGCCGGGCCUUCCAGCUCUCUGCAGCCCUAAAAAUGGCGCACGCUCCACCGGGACACCAUGCUGUCUCGGGACGCCCUACACAAGGCGGGCUCUGCUACCCGGAACACGUAGUUUAUAGAGGGGAACAGGCAUACCCAGAAUACCUAAUAACGUAUCAAAUAGUCGGCGACGGCAGCACGGGCGCAGUAUGAAUACCAAGUAUUUCCGGUACCAAGUACCGAGUAAAUACCAAGUAUUUCUACCCGGUACCAAGUACCGAGUGCGACCUAGUAGUACCUAAAUGAAUAUUUUUGAAUAUUGAGUAGUCGAAACUACUUAGUGUAGAAAUGAAAUGUUUUAAAAAGGUACCAGUUUUUAGUUUGUCAAUAUAAAAUUAUAGUGCGUGCCAUUCAUGAAGACCCCUGGAUUCGUCAAAUCUAACCUUUAAUAAUAUGAUAUUACGAGUCAAAUCGCGCGACUUCGUGAAUGGCACGAUUUAUUAAAAUUGUUAUUGAAAACUGUGAGACCUUUUUGCCAAAAAAUCAUGAAUAUUUGUCUUUAUAUGUCCAAAUUCGGGACAAACGAUGUAGAAAAAUAGAAUACGCUAGCCUAGUGCGGGUUAGAUACUUACCCCUUAUUUAUAAACGUUCACUAAGUUAUCAAGGCGAUAAAGUUCGUUUGUCCCUUUCCGACUUAUUGGUGUGAUAGACAGGGACAAUAGUUAUUUGUUAUACAAGGGGGCAAAGUUGU